Harpegnathos saltator (Jerdon's jumping ant) is the source of this 1227-nucleotide messenger RNA. RefSeq names its product aldehyde dehydrogenase 9-like. The transcript has 9 exons. Lineage: Eukaryota; Metazoa; Arthropoda; Insecta; Hymenoptera; Formicidae. Gene Ontology annotation, molecular function: oxidoreductase activity, acting on the aldehyde or oxo group of donors, NAD or NADP as acceptor. The record is from RefSeq and is a predicted model, not a curated record.
AUGGUUUAUUUUGUCUUCAAAUUGAGAGCACGUUGCCGCUUGUACAGAGUGGAUAGCUUAAGAAUUGGCUUGGAACUUGAUGUAUAUCAGACGAGAGCUAGCCGGGAACUGAGAGGGAACGUUGUCAUUUAAAAACCUGCGGAACAAACUCCGUUAACAGCACUUUAUAUUGCACAAUUAACUAAAGAAGCUGGAUUUCCCAAUGGAGUAAUAAAUGUUGUUCCUGGUUAUGGUAAAGCUGGGGCUGCAUUAGUAGCUCAUAAUAAAGUUGACAAAAUCGCAUUUACUGGUUCUACAGAAGUUGGAAAAUUAAUACAACAAAGUGAUGUAAAAAAUUUAAAAAGAAUGACAUUAGAAUUAGGCGGAAAAUCCCCUAAUAUUAUUUUGGAAGAUGCUAAUUUUAAUGAUGCAGUAGAAAGAGCACACUAUGGAUUGUUCUUUAACAUGGGUCAAUGCUGUUGCGCAGGAUCUAGAACUUUCGUCCAAGAUAGUAUCUAUGACGAGUUCGUAGAAAAAAGUGUACUUCGCGCAAAAAAUAAAAGCGUGGGAGAUCCAUUUGAUACGAAAACAGAGCAAGGACCACAGAUCGACAAUGAUGCGUUCCAACAAUUAAAUAAAAUUAUGAUAGACUCUGGUAAAAGAGAAGGUGCUAAUUUAGUAUCAGGUGGAGAGCGUAUUGGCAAUAAAGGAUAUUUUGUUGCACCAACAGUAUUUGCAAAUGUCAUAGAUGAAAUGGCUAUUGCAAAAGAAGAGAUAUUUCGUCCUGUUCAACAAAUAUUGAAAUUUAGUGAUCUAGACGAAGUUAUUGAACGCGCUAAUAAAACUGAUUAUGGAUUAGCAGCUGCAGUUUUUACGAAAGAUAUUGAUAAAGCAAAUUAUUUAGUGCAAGGUCUUCGUGCCGGUACUGUAUGUAGUGAGAUCACGAACGGCCUAUUAGCCGAAUUGGCUGACAAAAACUGCAAGAGACCUUCAGCAAGGCCUCCAGAAGAUAAUCCUCUUGAAGAUAUCCAGGACCUACAAUUAUUAUUAGUUACUGAUGAAAUAUUAAAUACUAAUUUGUCGUAUGGCGAUUUUAAAGUAAAAAAUAUACUUGGGUCCGGCAUGAAUUACUACCGUCUGGGCGGCAGCAAGAACUGGAGCAGAACAACUUCUGUAUUAACACAUGGGAAGAUCGAUGUGGCUAUGAGAGCUUUUAAUCCGAUAUGGCUGGAGUCCAACUGGAUUUGA